Messenger RNA from Jaculus jaculus (lesser Egyptian jerboa), 7241 nucleotides. RefSeq names its product KIAA0100 ortholog (gene Bltp2). The coding region runs from base 72 to 6779 and encodes 2235 amino acids. NCBI's taxonomy places the organism in Eukaryota, Metazoa, Chordata, Mammalia, Rodentia, Dipodidae. The transcript is spliced from 39 exons. The record is from RefSeq and is a predicted model, not a curated record.
CGCUGCGCGGUUCAGGUUCGGGGCCCGGCAUGGCGGGGGCCGGGGCCAGGCCGGGCCGGACCCGGACCUAAAUGCCUCUGCUUCUCUACGCGCUGUUGGUCUUGCUGCUGGUUGCGCUUAGCGCACUCUUCCUAGGCCGGUGGCUUGUGGUGCGAUUGGCCACCAGGUGGUGUCAGCGGAAACUGCAGGCAGAGCUAAAGAUUGGCUCCUUCCGCUUUUUUUGGAUUCAGAAUGUCAGUCUUAAGUUUCAGCAGCACCAGCAGACAGUGGAAAUUGACAAUUUGUGGAUAUCCAGCAAACUCCUCAGCCAUGAUCUGCCGCACUAUGUGGCACUGUGCUUUGGAGAAGUACGCAUCAGAACAGACCUGCAGAGGGUGUCCAGCCUGUCUGCCCCAUUCUCCCAGAACACUGGGGUGGACCAAAAGGAGCUCUCCUUUAGCCCAUCCUUGUUGAAGAUCUUGUGCCAACUAUUCUCCAUUCAUGUAGAUGCUAUAAACAUCAUGGUUCUCAAGGUGGCUACUUCCGAGUCCUUAUGGCACAUUCAGAUCAGUAGAAGCAGAUUUCUUUUGGAUAGUGAUGGAACAAGGCUAAUCUGUGAGUUAAGUCUAUCGAAGAUCAACAGUAAAAUUCUGAAGAGUGGUCAGCUGGAGGAUACAUGCCUAGUAGAGAUCUCACUAGCUCUGGACCUGUGUCUAAAAGUGGGCAUUAGCAGUUGGCAUCUGAAGGCUAUCACUGUGGAUGUGUGGACACUCCAUGCUGAGCUACAUGAAGGUCUCUUUCAUAGUCAACUACUGUGUCAGGCCCCAGGCUGGGUGUCCAAACCUGUUCUUUGUUCAGAGGUGACAGAAAACUUAGCUGAGCCAACUCUGCCUGGUCUAUACCUCCUCCAGCAGCUGCCAGACCAGGUCAAGGUUAAGAUGGAGAACACAAGUGUGGUGUUGUCUAUGAAUAGUCAAAAGAGGCACUUGACUUGGACACUGAAGCUGCUACAUUUCCUGUACCACCGUGAUGAGGAUCAACUGCCCCUUCGAAGCUUCACAGCAAACUCUGAUAUGGCACAGCUGAGCACUGAACUCCUGUUGGAAGAUGGGUUGCUACUGUCCCAGAGUCGCCAACGUAUUGUCUGCCUCAACUCCCUCAAAGCUAAUGUGCAGGUGACCACCAUUGACCUCUCGGCUUUCCUCAUUCUGAACACUUGUAUCAUUCAUUACCGGCACCAGGAAUUCUCUCACUGGCUGCACAUGCUGGCACUGGAGACCCAAGGAUCUAGUUUACCUGUUCUUAAACAAAGGGAAAAAAGAACAUUCCCUCAAAUCCUGGCUCCCAUCAUAUUUAGCACCUCUGUCUCCAAUGUCAAUAUUUCCAUUCAGCUUGGAGAUACACCACCUUUUGCCUUGGGAUUCAAUUCCAUCGCCCUGGAUUAUCAGCACCUCAGACCACAAAGCAUCCAUCAGCGCAGUGUUCUAACAGUAGAUCACCUCUGCUGGCGUGUGGGCAGUGACUCCCACAUUCAGCGGGCACCACAUCCACCUAAUAUGCAUGUUUGGGGUGAGGCGCUUGUUCUGGACUCCUUUACACUCCAGGGUAGUUAUAACCAGCCUCUGGGCCUGUCCAACACGCAGUCAGACACCCUUUUUCUUGAUUGUACAAUACGAGGACUUCAGGUAGAAGCAUCUGACAUCUGUGCUCAGUGUCUGUCUCGUAUUAUAUCCUGGAUGAGCCCUCAGUCUGGGAAGUUCACUCUCUCGAAGAGGUCUUCACUUGGAGAAUCCGUGACAUUACUGUGGAAGGUGGACUUGAAGGUGGAAGACAUGAACUUGUUCACUCUUUCUUCGCUGGUUGGUGCUUCAGAGGUACGACUGGAUACAUUGACUGUCUUGGGCGGUGUGGAGACUUCCACUGUGGGAAUUGAAGGGCUUGUGCUUGCGCUAGUGAAGUCCGUCACGGAGAAGAUGCAGCCCUGUUGCAAGGCUCCUGAUAUUCCCACGCCAGUGCUUGGCCUCUCUAUGCUCUCCCUCACCUAUCACAGCAGCAUCCGUUCUCUAGAGAUUCAAUGUGGUGCAGGGCUGACUUUGCUCUGGAGCCCUCCAGAUCACAUGUACUUGUACCAGCAUGUCCUGGCCAUCCAACAAUGUCGAGAACUAUUACAAGCCACUGUGUUUCCCGAGGUUGUUCCAUCCUGUGUGCCAGAGACUCCAGGAACCACUUCUGAGACAGAAGAUCAUCUCCACGAGCCAUCCCCGCCUAAGAGGCUACUCAACCUGACACUGGAGGUUAGCACAGCCAAACUGACAGCAUUUGUAGCUGAGGACAAGUUCAUUACCCUGGCUGCAGAGAGUGUGUCACUGAACCGGCAUGGAGGUUCGCUGCAGGCUUACUGUCCAGAGCUUGCUGCUGGCUUUGAUGGUAAUAGCAUCUUCAACUUCAAGGAGGUAGAGGUGCAGCUGCUACCUGAGCUGGAGGAGAUGAUUCUCCACCGGACCCCCUUCCCUGCACUGCAGACCCUCCGGAAUCGUGUUUGGCUUCUGUCCUUAGGAUCUGUCUCAGUGGAGUUUCCUUAUCAGUAUGAUUUCUCUCGAACUUUGGAUGAAGCUGUGGGAGUUCAGAAGUGGUUAAAGGGGCUGCAUCGAGGGACUCCUACUUGGGCUUCUGCAAGCCCUGCCCCACUCCCACCUGAUCUGCUCUUGAAGGUUCAGCACUUCUCAUGGGUUUUCCUGGAUGACAUUUUUGAGGUGAAACUUCAUGAUAACUAUGAAUUGAUGAAAGACGAAAGUAAGGAGAGUGCCAAAAGGUUGCAGCUGCUGGAUGCCAAGGUGGCUGCCCUUCGGAAGCAGCAUGGUGAGUUAUUACCAGCUCGAAAAAUUGAGGAGCUCUAUGCCUCUUUGGAACGCAAAAACAUUGAAAUCUACAUUCAGCGCUCCCGUCGUCUCUAUGGCAACACACCCAUGCGCCGGGCACUGCUCACUUGGAGCCUGGCAGGGCUAGAGUUGGUGGCUCUGGCAGAUGCCUCCUUCCAUGGACCUGAACAAGUGAUAGAACAGGUUCGAGAGCUUGAUCCUGGCAGCCCUUUUCCUGCUGAAGGAGUAGAUCUAGUCAUUCACUGGUGUCGAAUGCUCAAGUGCAGUGUCAAGACCUUUCUGGUUCGGAUUAGAGACUACCCACGGUACCUGUUUGAGAUCCGUGACUGGCGACUGAUGGGUCGAUUGGCUGGCACUGAACAGAGUGGUCAGCCUUGCUCCCGUCGACGUCAAAUCCUGCAGUUGGGGCUUCCAUGGGGUAACGUGGCAGUAGAAAGGAACAUGCCCCCGCUCAAAUUCUACCAUGACUUCCACUCGGAAAUCUUCCAGUAUACAGUGGUAUGGGGCCCAUGCUGGGAUCCUGCCUGGACACUGAUUGGGCAAUGUGUAGACCUCUUGACCAAGCCCUCAGCUGACCCCAGCCCACCCUUGCCUUGGUGGGACAAGAGCCGUCUUCUUUUCCAUGGGGACUGGCACAUGGACAUUGAACAAGCGAACCUGCACCAGAUGGCCACUGAGGAUCCAUAUAAUACAACUGAAAAUAUGCACUGGGAAUGGAGUCACCUUUCUUUCCAUUGGAAACCUGGUCAGUUUGUGUUCAAAGGUGACUUGGAUAUCAACGUGAGAACAGCCUCUAAGUAUGAUGACUGCUGCUUCCUUCACCUGCCUGACCUCUGUAUGACACUGGACCUGCAGUGGCUGUGCCAUGGGAACCCCCACGAUCACCACAGUGUCACCCUGAGGGCCCCAGAGUUCCUGCCUGAGGUGCCCUUGGGCCAGCUUCAUGACUCCUACCGGGCCUUCCGCUCUGAGAACCUCAAUCUCUCCAUCAAGAUGGAUCUGACUCAACACAGUGGGACAAUAUCCCAGCCCCGAAUCCUGCUAUAUAGUAGUACUCUGCGCUGGAUGCAAAACUUUUGGGCAACUUGGACAAGUGUCACAAGACCUAUCUGUAGAGGAAAGCUCUUUAAUAACCUGAAACCCAGCAAGAAGAAACUUGGCCAGCACUACAAGCAGCUUUCCUAUACUGCACUCUUUCCCCAGUUACAGGUACAUUACUGGGCUUCAUUUGCCCAGCAACGGGGCAUCCAGAUUGAGUGUAAUCAGGGCCAUGUCUUCACUCGGGGGACUCAGCGGCUUAUACCUCAAGCGGGCACAGUGAUGCGGCGCCUCAUUUCUGACUGGAGUGUCACCCAGAUGGUGAGUGACCUAAGUCAGGUGACUGUUCACUUGAUGGCCUCACCCACGGAAGAAAAUGUUGAUCACUGCCUUGAUCCCUUGGUAACAAAGACCCACUUGUUGAGCCUGUCUUCACUCACCUACCAGCGGCACAGCAAUGGCACCACUGAGGAGGACCUCUCUACUCGAGAUGGGGAUCCUGCCUUUCAUACACACCAGCUGUACUUGGUAGAUUUACGGAUUUCCUGGACAACCACCAACCGGGACAUUGCUUUUGGCUUAUAUGAUGGCUACAAAAAGGCAGCUGUGCUCAAACGUAAUCUCUCUACUGAGGCCCUGAAGGGUUUAAAGAUUGAUCCCCAGAUGCCAGCCAAAAAGCCAAAGCGGGGUGCCUCACCUAGUGCUCAAGUCCCACCUCAUGUCAGCACUCCUUGCUUCAGUGGACAGCCUGAUAAGGCAUCAUCGGGAGGUGCUUCCAUGUUGCAGAAGCUGAUUGAAGAAACAGAUAGGUUUGUGGUAUUUACAGAAGAGGAGUCAGGUAUGAGUGACCAGUUGUGUGGUAUUGCUGCCUGCCAGACGGAUGACAUAUAUAACCGAAACUGCCUUAUUGAGCUGGUCAACUGCCAGAUGGUUCUACGUGGAGCAGAGACAGAAGGCUGUGUCAUUGUGUCAGCUGCCAAAGCACAGCUCCUCCAGUGCCAACACCACCCAGCUUGGUAUGGUGAUACAUUGAAACAAAAGACAUCUUGGACUUGCCUACUGGAUGGCAUGCAGUACUUUGCCACCACUGAAAGCAGCCCUACCGAACAGGAUGGGCGACAGCUGUGGCUAGAGGUGAAGAACAUUGAGGAACACCGGGAGCGUAAUCUGGAUUCUGUGCAGGAGCUGAUGGAGAGUGGACAGGCAGUGGGAGGCAUGGUUACCACAACCACAGAUUGGAACCAGCCAGCUGAAGCCCAGCAAGCACAGCAAGUCCAGAGGAUCAUUUCACGUUGUAAUUGUCGAAUGUACUAUAUUAGUUACAGCCAUGACAUUGAUCCUGAGCUGGCAGCUCAGAUUAAGCCACCUGAGAUUCAUGAGAACCAGGAGAAGGAAGAUCUCCUAAAGAAGCAGGAAGGGGCUGUGGAUACCUUCACUCUCAUCCACCAUGAGUUAGAAAUUUCCACCAACCCGGCUCAAUAUGCUAUGAUCCUGGACAUUGUCAACAACUUGCUGCUCCAUGUAGAACCCAAGCGAAAGGAGCACAGUGAAAAGAAGCAGCGGGUCAGGUUCCAGCUUGAGAUCUCUAGCAAUCCUGAGGAGCAGCGCAGCAGCAUCUUGCAUUUGCAGGAAGCUGUGCGGCAGCACGUGGCACAAAUACGACACCUAGAGAAGCAGAUGUAUUCUAUCAUGAAGUCUUUGCAAGAUGACAGCAAGAAUGAAAACUUGCUUGACCUGAACCAAAAACUUCAGUUGCAGCUGAACCAGGAGAAGGCCAACCUACAGCUGGAAAGUGAAGAGCUGAACAUCCUCAUCAGGUGUUUUAAGGAUUUCCAACUACAGCGAGCCAACAAGAUGGAGCUGCGAAAACAACAAGAAGAUGUCAGUGUGGUGCGCCGCACUGAGUUUUACUUUGCUCAGGCGCGGUGGCGUCUGACAGAGGAAGAUGGACAGCUGGGAAUUGCUGAACUGGAGCUGCAGAGGUUCCUUUACAGCAAGGUGAAUAAGUCUGAUGACACAGCAGAACAUCUUCUGGAGUUAGGCUGGUUCACUAUGAACAACCUUCUCCCCAAUACUGUCUACAAGGUAGUCCUACGGCCCCAGAGUUCCUGCCAGUCUGGGCGACAACUAGCUCUCCGUCUUUUCAGCAAAGUCCGGCCCCCUGUUGGGGGUAUUUCUGUCAAAGAACACUUUGAGGUGAAUGUUGUGCCUCUCACCAUCCAGUUGACACACCAGUUCUUCCACAGAAUGAUGGGCUUUUUCUUUCCUGGACGAAAUGUGGAAGAUGAUGAAGUUGGUGAUGAAGAGGAUAAGUCCAAACUGGUGACUACUGGAAUACCAGUGGUGAAGCCUCGGCAGCUGAUAGCCACAGAUGAUGCUGUACCACUGGGCCCAGGAAAGGGAGUGGCACAGGGCUUGACCCGCAGUUCUGGGGUCAGAAGGUCAUUUCGUAAAUCACCUGAGCACCCUGUGGAUGAUAUUGACAAGAUGAAAGAGCGAGCUGCCAUGAACAACUCCUUCAUCUACAUAAAGAUUCCACAGGUUCCAUUGUGUGUCAGCUAUAAGGGUGAGAAGAACAGUGUGGACUGGGGUGACCUUAACUUGGUGCUACCCUGUCUGGAAUACCACAACAACACAUGGACAUGGCUAGACUUUGCCAUGGCUGUCAAAAGGGACAGCCGAAAAGCUCUGGUUGCCCAGGUAAUCAAAGAAAAGCUAAGGCUGAAACCUGCAAUGGGGUCUGAGGUCCGGGGAAAGCUAGAAACUAAACCAGACCUGAAUAUGCAACAGCAGGAAGAGGAGGAGAAAGCUCGGCUCCUCAUCGGUUUAAGUGUGGGUGACAAGAAUCCUGGCAAGAAGUCCAUCUUUGGCAGGCGCAAGUGACUCGUCAAUCCGAGUGACUGCAGUACAGGAUCUGACUCUCAGGCUCCAGGGACUUGAGGGCGGGAGGAGCUUCCCUUUUGUGAGGUGUUGGAGCUCAUAGGGAACUGAGACAGUGUUCUUUGGCAGCUGUCCUAUUCCCUGCAGAGCAUGGUGGACAGUAAUGCUGAGUUCCAUCUCAGGCUGAUCCGGCCCUGGGCCAGAGAGGAAGGAGAACCAGAAGACCCAGAGUUUGGGCCAAAGCCUAGGAUCCUAUUUCCUUGGGGUCAGCUGAAAGGGUGAGGGGAUAGUAAUGAUCAAGUGUGAUGAAUUUUUAUAAAGACAUAUAUAUAUAUAUAUAUAGAUAGAUACAUAUAUAUAUAUUUCUAAGUGUAACUGCUCUUCCGCUGUGCCAGGAAGUUGAGGGGAAGGGUCUGAUCUUGUGUGCCUCACUGUACUGCCUUGUAUAAAAGAGGUAUUAGUGUU